GUAACGUGUUCAGUGUAAACAUGACUAGCCUAACAACAAACUAGACCAUAGUCGGCAAGUGAUUUGACCACUCGUGUAAGUUAUGAUACUUUACCAGCUCUAUACUAGUUUUUUAAUAUUAGGAUUCGUAGUUGAAGUUCGGUCACAUGUUGAAAUAGAAGCAGAAGAUUAUUUUUUUCCCUUAGAACCGGUUAUUAACUUCUGCAAAAUGGCUGACCAGUGUCAACAUGAUUUCGUCCCGAUUUGUGGACAGGACUCUUUGGGUAUUUCUAGAAUGUUCAACGAUAAUUGCGAUUUAUAUGAAUACAACUGUGAUGAGAAAAAACAGUACCGACAUGUUAGAGUGGAUGUAUGCAAAUACGAAGCAGCUGCGGCCGAGAGAAUGGAAAACUGACUUCAAAAAAAAAAUUAUAAGCUUUCAAAUAAUUAAGUCCCUUGCCAUAGGGUCAUAGGGUCAUGUCGCAGUAUAAAAAAGAGACACAGUCGUCGGACGCCUGUGAUCUCUGGUAUAACUCGGUCGCGCUAAGUUUGCACCUCGCUGGAAUGCGGCGCCUAUCCCACUUACCCGCUCACGUCCCCGCGGUCGUCUUGUCGUGCCAGUACGGUUCGCAUACCGUACCUAAACGUCAGUGUGACGUAAUCGACGCGAGGUGCAAACUUAGCUUGACCGAGUAGUAAAUGACGACCAUGACGACCUUUCAACAUAGGCUAGCUAACCUAACCUAACUAGUAACUACGCAGGCCAGUACAAUCCGGGUCGCAAAUCGCACCUUCACCCCGCACUUAUCGUACGAUUGCUCUGUCUAGACGGCUUUGUCGAUCGAACCUCUUUAUGUAACAUGAAAUAUCAUAUCCUAACUCUGUGGCCAUGUCGAUUAAAUUCGGAUUUUUGUAUCUACGUGAAUGUGAAGGUCCUAUUGUGAUAAAAUCUUGGUCAAACCUAGAUCAAGGUUUUGCGAAAAAAUUUACCUACCUAUAAUUACAAGAAAGUUGAUAUAAAUAUAUAGCUCGAUAAAUCUAUUUGUGAAUAAUUGUAAUUGAUUAUUAUUAUUGUAUUAAUGCAUCUUAUAAAGUACACUGAUUUUAA
Messenger RNA from Maniola jurtina (meadow brown), 1087 nucleotides. RefSeq lists its product as uncharacterized. The record is from RefSeq and is a predicted model, not a curated record. Bases 83 to 394 code for a protein of 103 amino acids. The transcript is spliced from 4 exons. NCBI's taxonomy places the organism in Eukaryota, Metazoa, Arthropoda, Insecta, Lepidoptera, Nymphalidae.